CUCCAAACUCCAAGUCACGUGACUGAUAUUCCAUCCUCGCCAUUUUGCAAUGUGGGAGAGAGAGAGAGAGAGGGAGGCCACUUCUUUUCUUUUUAUGACUGAACGAAUAAAACAAAGCAGUUUUAUGUGUUGAGGACAAAGAGCGACGAGUCUUUCUGUGUCAGUCAUGGAGGAGAUCAGCAAUGUAGCUGUUCUCAUCACACACUCCUCCACUGCCAGCUCUUCCUCCUCCACUCCGUCAGCACUGGGAUCCCUCUCUCAAACCCGAACCCAGCCAGAGGCAGAGGAGGACGCCUCCCACAGUUUUCAGCAAAAACAAGCUACAGAUUCCCUCAUACAGGUGAUUGAGAAGCUCAGCAAAAUCGUGGAGAAGCGGCCCCAGCGCCGCUGCUCCUUGGCGGGACAGAAAAGGGGAGGAGGAGGAGGUGAGGAGGGGACGAGGGGGAGCAGAGGAGGCUCUCCCAUAAAGAAAAUUAAGAGGAACUGUAAAGGGCAGGAGAACGCAGAGGAGGUGCAAUUAGAUGGCAGCACGGCUGGCGCUGCUCUUUCUUCACCCGUGUCAGGUGACGAUAACAACAACAACAUUGCCUCCAGGGUCACGGAGGUAGCUGACAACCCCAACAGCGGCGACCACAGGCGGACAGUGACGUGCUAUCAGUGCAGCCUGUGCCCCUAUCUCUCCCAGACGCUGCCCCUGCUGAAAGAGCACCUGAAGCAACACAACGAGCAGCACAGUGACCUCAUCCUCAUGUGCUCCGAGUGUCGCUUCACCUCCAGAGACCAGGGGCAGCUGGAGGAACACGUCAGGCUGCACUUUGGUAAAUGCAAGGAAGAGGUUUUAAGUAAGCAGGAUGGGGAAUGGACUGGGAGCGGUGGCAGCAUAGGAACCGAGGUGAUUAAAAGCUCGUUGGAGCUACCACAGAAGAAGAAAUGGUAUAGCUACGAGGAGUAUGGAUUGUACCGCUGCCUGAUCUGCAGCUACGUGUGCAGCCAGCAGCGAAUGCUCAAGACCCACGCCUGGAAGCACGCCGGCCUGGUCGACUGCUCUUACCCCAUCUUCGAGGAUGAAGACGGGGCGACCCCGAGGAGAGACGUCCAGGCUGCAGCGAACACUGCUGCAACCACAGAGGAAGUAGUUGUCCUUUCCCCUGUUCUUCAAGAUAAAAGCAUGCAAAAGCUGCCCUUCAAGCUCCAGCUCUGCAUGCCAGUGGAUGUUGAGAACAAACGGGACGUGCUGAAUCAUCCGGUUUCCGAUCUCAAUGAAAGUCUAAAGACGGAAGAGGAGGAAAGCGUGUACCCCAUCAAAGACCUGACCUCCGAGGUGCCCAUGGUGGAGGUGCAGGUGACGACGGAGGCAGAGUCUGAGGCGGAGAUUGAUAACGCUUCCAUCGCGGACAGCUUACUGUCAUCAGCUCAGAAGAUCAUCAACAGCAGUCCCAACAGUGCCGGCCACAUCAACGUGAUUGUGGAGCGCCUUCCGUCAGCUGAGGAUUCAGUCAUGGCGACUAACCCACUUCUUCUCAGCCCAGACGUGGACGGGGACAAGAGCUUACUGGAUGCAGAGGUGAAAGAGCGGGAUCAUGUGGUACCUGUAAAGGAUGAGGUGGCCCCUGACAGCCAGCCUUUAGGAGCUGAAAUUAAACCCUCUGUGGGUAGCGACUCUCCACGUGAUGAGAACAUUCCCCCGGCUGGUCGCAAGAGGACACAUUCUGAGUCUCUCCGCCUGCACUCUCUGGCGGCUGAGGUCCUGGUAGCUAUGCCUAUGAGGACCUCCGAACUCCCCACUGCCAGCACCAGGGUAUGUCUGAAGACAGUCGCAGCCCAGGCACAGAGCCCAGACACGGGCCAGAAACUCAUAGAGGUGACUACAGCUGGACAGACGGCUUCUGACGUAGAGACGACAGCAGCUCUGUUGGACUUGGAGCUUCACGGCGAGGGCAGAGAGGAAGAUCUGGGGUCCCUGUGCCUGGGGGAGGGAGACGAGGAGGGCCCUGCAACCAAAGCAGGCAUCAGCCUGUCGCUGCUCACCGUCAUCGAAAGACUCAGAGAGCGCUCGGACCAGAACGCCUCAGAUGAGGAUAUCUUAAAAGAGCUCCAGGACAACGCUCAGUUCCAAAACGGAGCCGUGGCCGGCGUGGUCACAGGCAACGGAAUGGACGGGUUGGUCGCCUCUCCUGAUGGCGGUCUGGUGGACUACAUCCCCGGCAGUGAAAGGCCAUACCGUUGCCGCCUGUGUCGCUACAGCAGCGGCAAUAAGGGCUACAUUAAACAGCACCUACGGGUGCACAGGCAGAGACAGCCGUAUCAGUGUCCAAUCUGUGAGCACAUCGCAUCGGACAGUAAGGACCUGGAGAGCCAUAUGAUCCACCACUGUAAGACCAGGAUGUACCAGUGCAAGCAGUGCCCAGACGCCUUCCACUACAAGAGUCAGUUAAGAACUCAUGAAAAGGAGCACCACAGCUUCAGUGAUGACAUGGCAGCCCUCACCCCAGUCACUGAGACCGUGGCCAUGGUGGAGGAAGCUGAGCGGGUAACGGAUGAAGAAUGUGGUAUGCAGAAGAUGUACAAGUGCGACGUGUGCGAUUACACCAGCUCGACAUACGUUGGAGUGAGGAACCACCGUCGGAUUCAUAACUCUGACAAGCCUUAUCGGUGCUGUAGCUGUGAUUUUGCCACCACCAACAUGAACAGUUUAAAGAGCCACAUGAGGAGGCACCCUCAGGAGCACCAGGCCGUGCAGCUGCUGGAGCAGUACAGGUGCUCUCUGUGUGGCUAUGUGUGCAGUCAUCCGCCGUCACUCAAAUCCCACAUGUGGAAGCACGCCGGAGACCAGAACUACAACUACGAGCAAGUUAACAAAGCCAUUAACGAGGCCAUCUCCCAGAGCAGCCGGGCUCCUCAGAAGCUGUCCGCGGUGCUGGAGUCGGUGGCAGAGCGCCCUGCGGUGGCCCAGCCCUCAAAGGACAAAGCAAAGGGCCCAGCGGAACCACUGCCAACACCCACAUCAACGACAGCAGCUGGCCUGGCUGUGGACAGCUCGGCGGGCCUACCCACACCCACCACAGACCCUUCACAGUUGCCCGGUGAAUCCCCGAGCCCCCAGGGGAAGGACCCUGCACAGCUCCAGUCUCAGUCCCAGAGCCAGCCGCGCGCCGGCCCGGCCCCCGCUGCGGGGGCGGGGCCGGGGCCGGGGCCGGGUCCCGGCAUGGAAUACUGUGUGCUCCUCUUCUGCUGCUGUAUCUGCGGCUUUGAGUCCACCAGUAAAGAGCGGCUGAUGGAGCACAUGAAGGAGCACGAGGGAGACAUCAUCAGCAUCAUUCUCAACAAGGAGCAGCAGCAGCAGCAGCAGCAGCAGCAAGCAGAAGCACAAACAGCAGAGUGAGACCUGCCCUUCCCUCCCUCUCUUUAUAUUAACACUGACCCUGCACUCUCACAAUGAGCUGCUGCCCACGAAA
Molecule: messenger RNA, 3455 nt
Organism: Sebastes umbrosus (honeycomb rockfish)
Lineage: Eukaryota; Metazoa; Chordata; Actinopteri; Perciformes; Sebastidae
Gene: znf507
Product: zinc finger protein 507
Exons: 7
Coding region: 167-3382 (1071 amino acids)
Biological process (GO): regulation of transcription by RNA polymerase II
Molecular function (GO): DNA-binding transcription factor activity; RNA polymerase II cis-regulatory region sequence-specific DNA binding
Source: RefSeq, a predicted model, not a curated record